Messenger RNA from Papaver somniferum (opium poppy), 702 nucleotides. Its product is annotated as zinc finger BED domain-containing protein DAYSLEEPER-like. The coding region runs from base 1 to 702 and encodes 233 amino acids. Lineage: Eukaryota; Viridiplantae; Streptophyta; Magnoliopsida; Ranunculales; Papaveraceae. Gene Ontology annotation, molecular function: DNA binding. The transcript has a single exon. The record is from RefSeq and is a predicted model, not a curated record.
AUGACAACUAUAUCCACACGAGGUGAAUCCGAACAGUCUGAACACCAUGUCGAGACAAUUCCAAGUUCUCUAAUGGAUGAUGACCAUGGUGAAACUGCCGAGGUACACAUUACAGGUGAUUGUGAUAAUGUCGAAGGUGAAAUUGCUAUAGUUUCAGGGAAGAAAAGAUCCAUAGUGUGGAACCACUUUGAAAAGAAAAAGAUAAAAGGGGAAGACAAAGCAGUUUGCAAAUAUUGUCAUAAACCAUUAGGAGGAAAAAGCACAAAUGGGACUAAGCAUCUACACGCACACAUGAAAAGAUGUCCUCUACGUAAACAGCAAGAUAUAAGACAAUCAAUAAUCACUCCGAGUAAAAAAAGUGACGGAAGAAGUCAGCUUAACACGUACAGUUUUGAUCAAUCGUUCGCUAGGAAGGAACUUGCUUAUAUGAUAAUCAUACACGAGUAUCCGCUUUCCAUCGUUGAACAUGCCGGAUUUAGACGAUAUUCAAAUGCGCUUCAACCGUUGUUUAAGGUGGUAUCUCGGACCACAAUUAAAAGGGAUAUCCUUAAAAUCUAUGAUGAAGAAAAAAAUAAAACAAUGGAGGUGCUACAAAAACAUCAAGGUAAAAUUGCGUUGACUACUGAUAUGUGGACUAGUAAGCAAAAAAAAGGAUACAUGGUUAUUACGGCUCAUUUCAUCGAUGAAUCGUGGAUCUUGUAA